UACGACUUCUAAUUUUGCAGAGAAAUUGAGACAAGUACAUGUACAAGGAUUUCAACAAAGUACCAGUUCAACAAAGUAUCUGUAUUGCCUGACCGAGUAUGGACCAGGAGGAUGGGGAACUGGUAUCAUCUCUAGAGAGCAUCGCGGCUGAGAAGAAAUGCGGCUGUGCCGGCGCAGUGAGGAGUGCCAGUCACAUGACCGACAUUGUAUCGCACUUGCGUCAGCUAUUCAACAGUGCCAUUACGGCAGCGUAUCCGCAGAUCCAGAAGCCGUCUGCUCUGAUCGCUCUGGGCAAGAAGGGUGUAGAUUACCAGGUCAAUAGCGCCAUGAGCUUGACGAAAGAGCUAAAAGCAACGGGUGUCAAUGCCAACCCACGGCAGAUCGCUGAGGCAAUUGUCAAGAACUGUCCACCCAGCGACCUGGUGGAUAAGCUUGAAGUUGCUGGCCCAGGCUUCAUCAACAUCCACAUCAAGGUGUCGGUCGUGUCUGGCCUGCUGAGCGACGUUCUCACCCACGGCGUGCGUGCACCGGAUGUGGGUGAAAAGCGCCGGGUGGUGAUUGACUACUCGUCGCCAAACAUCGCCAAGCAGAUGCAUGUUGGUCACUUGCGCUCCACUGUCAUCGGCGACUGCCUGGCUCGUAUCAUCGAGUAUUGUGGACACGAUGUGCUUAGACUCAAUCACAUCGGAGAUUGGGGCACACAGUUCGGCAUGCUCAUUGCACAUCUCGAAGACAAGUUUCCGAACUUCGAGAGCGAGUCUCCUCCAAUUGGUGACCUGCAAUCUUUCUACAAGGAAUCGAAGGUUCGCUUCGAUGGCGAAGAAGAUUUCAAGAAACGUGCCUAUAAGAACGUUGUGCUCCUACAAGGCGGUGACAAGAAGAUUCGUACCGGCUGGUCUCACAUCUGUGAGAUUUCACGACACGAAUUUGCUCAGAUAUAUUCUCGCCUUGGUAUUGGAAAGGAACUGGUUGAGCGAGGGGAAUCGUUUUACCAGCCACUCAUGAACGAUGUUAUCCAUGACCUUAAGAGCAGAGAUUUAAUAUCAGAAGAGGACGGAUGCAAGGUGUUGCAUUUGAAAAAGCAGAAGGUGCCUUUGAUCUUGGAGAAGAGUGUCGGUGGAUAUACGUAUGACACGUCUGAUGUAGCCGCACUGCGCCAUCGCCUACAGGAGGAGAAGGCCUCUUGGCUCGUCUAUGUUGUGGAUGCUGGCCAGGGUCUUCACUUCCAGCAAAUCUUUGAGGGCGCUAAGAUUGCCGGCUACUCGAAUGACAGUUGCCGCAUUGAGCAUGUUGGCUUUGGCCUUGUACUGGGAGAGGGCAAGAAGAAGUUGAAGUCCCGAUCGGGCGACACCGUCAAGCUGAAGGAACUCCUCGACGAGGGCGUGGAGAGAUCAGCAGAGAAGCUGAAGGAGAGGGGCCGUGAUGAGGUCUUAAGUCCUGAAGAGCUAGCAGCUGCUCGCGACGCUGUUGCUUACGGAUGCAUCAAGUAUGCCGAUCUGUGUCAUCAGCGAACGCACGACUACGUCUUCUCCUUUGAUAAGAUGUUGGAUGACAAGGGCAACACGGCCGUGUACUUAUUGUAUGCCUACACUCGCAUUCAGUCCAUUAUCCGACUUGCGAAGUCAGACUCGGGUGCGCUGACAGCUCGUGCCGCUACCACCGAGCUGGUUCUUGGAGAGGCGGCCGAGGUCAAGCUGGCGAAGCACGUGCUGCGCUUUGCCGAGGUCAUACAGCGCAUCCACGAAGACCUGCUCCCACAUGUUCUCUGCGAGUACCUGUAUGAUUUGAGCACGCACUUCACUGAAUUCUAUGACUCUUGCUACUGCGUGGAGAAGGACCGCGAGACUGGCGAGGUACUUAAGAUCAACUGGUCUCGAAUUCUCAUCUGUGAAGCAACAGCUCGCGUCAUGGCCAAGGGCCUCAGCCUCCUGGGCAUUACCACCGUGGAUCGCAUGUAAAUUGCAUGCUUUCCACGCCUGCACACUGCUGGGCAGAACUACCGUACUCACUUGAUUAGAAGCCCCUCUCGAAUAAAAGCCCCUCUUGAAUAAUAGCCCCCCUACAAGGACUGCAAUUUCAAAUUUAGACUUCACGGAGAAUUUCAAAGUUUUAGGAAAUUAGAGGCCACAUGCCACGUACUGCUCUUUUCUCUCCGAAACUCUACACUUGCAAGCCAGAUAUGAAAGAAAGAAAAAAUCAUCAGUCACACCACCGGGACUCGAACCAGGGACCUUGCUAUUCGCGAGCAAUGCUCUAACCAACUGAGCUACAGUAUGACUCUUAUCCACGGUGAUGGUAAAUCUAUCCUUCUUCGAUCAAUCCAUAUCUGGCUUGCAACAUACUGGCAACUCACACCAAUCAAGGGGGCCCUCGGCCAUUCGCUUGAUAUCAUGGGGAGCGCAUCAAACUAUGUCCGCUGCGAGCAAAUACAAACUGUGGAUAAGAGUCAUGCUGUAGCUCAGUUGGUUAGAGCAUUGCUCGCGAAUAGCAAGGUCCCUGGUUAGAGUCCCGGUGGUGUGACUGAUGAUUUUUUCUUUCUUUCAUAUCUGGCUUGCAAGUGUAGAGUUUCGGAGAGAAAAGAGCAGUACGUGGCAUGUGGCCUCUAAUUUCCUAAAACCUACAAGGACUGUUUGAAAAAAUACAAGCCCCUCUCGAAUAGAAGCCCGGACUACUAUUCGCAAAGCAUGGGUUGACCAGGUAGUGCCAUGUAUGAAGGUCAAGUCUGCAAAAAACAUCUCGUGCAUGUUCCUAUUGGUACAUGUCCUGGUCGAUGUAGUGUUUGCAAACUAACUCGGGGCCGAGUUGCUGUGAAUAUGAAAGUUUUACAGAUUCGAUUGGAAUACUGGUAUGGAAUGAAACAAUAAAAGCCCUCUCGAAUAGAAGCCCCUCUUGAAUAGAAGCCUCCUCGAAAUUGGUAUUGAAAAAAAUUGAAGCCCCCGGCUUCUAAUCGAGUGAGUACGGUAUGUCACCAUGCACGGUGAUGCACCUCUUCCACAUCUGUUCUGCCAUCAUGGUAGUCGUCCUGUGUCAUUAAAUUUCAGUGGCUCUGCUUUGCUCUUCAAGCAUUGCCUUGUCUCAUAUUUUUGAUUUAACUUUUUCUCUUAGCCCAUACCCUGGGUUUCUCUGCUAUUAAACUCCUUGUAAAUAAUAUAUAAUUACUGGCUUUGCUGCAGUAGUUCAAUUCUUGAUGAUCA
Molecule: messenger RNA, 3194 nt
Organism: Sycon ciliatum
Lineage: Eukaryota; Metazoa; Porifera; Calcarea; Leucosolenida; Sycettidae
Product: arginine--tRNA ligase, cytoplasmic-like
Exons: 12
Coding region: 99-1958 (619 amino acids)
Biological process (GO): arginyl-tRNA aminoacylation
Cellular component (GO): cytoplasm
Molecular function (GO): ATP binding; arginine-tRNA ligase activity
Source: RefSeq, a predicted model, not a curated record